AUGAAAUUCUGGGGUGGGGUGAGUCGUUUCAUCUGCCUAAGGAGCGAUGCUUCCCAGGUAGGUUCCUGGAGGACGCAAGAACGCAAUGUGAAGCCUGGGUAUGGGCGCCCCCUGCUGCUAUCAAUCUGUUUUGUGUCAAGCUCUCGCCACCCUGACGCCCCGCUUGUAGGCUUCUGUCACAACUUCCGGGCCUCGAAGGUCCUCAUUCCGGAAGGGGACCUCGAGAUCGGGAGGUGGUUAAGGCUAACGCCUGAAGAUCGCGCACGAGCAAAGGCAGCUGCAUUUGCGGAAGUCCUGAGGCUGGGUCGGAGGACCAUCGAGGAAGCGGCGGCUACUGGGUUGAGGAGGGAGGAGGCUCUGUCGCCGCUGUUACUGGCUCUGUCGUCCUUAUCUCGCUUCACCUGUAGCAAACCUGGUCGCAGCAAGAUGCCCUUAUUCACGCCUAAUCCUUUUGAGCAGGAUGUUGGUGAGUCACCGGUGCGGGCUCAGGGUUAUUGGGGCUGUUCCCCUGGAGACGGGAUCGGGGUGAGAGGAAGGGGCGGCGGUGGUGCCGCUCGGGGCUCUGGGGAGCUAAGGAAGGGCCUGAUGGCGGCACCUCUCAGGACACUGGGCCCUCUACCAUCCUGCCCCUCUUUCUCUGUGUCCCUUCCACUUUUUCUGGGGAAAAAGGCUACAAAUGAAUACAAUACCAGUGAAGACUGGGGACUUAUUAUGGAUAUAUGUGACAAAGUAGGAAGUACUCCAAAUGGAGCAAAAGAUUGUCUGAAAGCCAUAAUGAAAAGGGUAAAUCAUAAGGUUCCUCAUGUUGCUUUGCAAGCACUUACUCUUCUUGGAGCCUGUGUAUCAAAUUGUGGAAAGAUAUUUCAUUUAGAAAUAUGUUCUCGUGAUUUUGCAACUGAAGUACGUGGUGUGAUAAAAAACAAGGCUCAUCCAAAAGUAUGUGAAAAGCUGAAAUCUCUAAUGGUGGAGUGGUCAGAAGAAUUUCAGAAAGACCCACAGUUUAGCCUGAUAUCUGCAACUAUUAAAUCCAUGAAAGAAGAAGGAAUUACUUUUCCUUCAGCAGGAUCACAGACAAUUUCAAAUGCUGCCAAGAAUGGUACAUCAUCCAACAAAAACAAAGAAGAUGAAGAUAUAGCCAAAGCUAUUGAAUUAUCUUUGCAAGAGCAGAAGCAACAGCACACAGAAACAAAAUCCUUAUAUCCAUCUGCAGAAAUUCAGUUGAAUAAUCAUAAAGUUUCCAAAAAAGUCAGAGCCUUGUAUGAUUUUGAAGCAGUUGAAGACAAUGAACUUACCUUUAAAAGUGGUGAAAUUAUUAUUGUUUUGGAUGACAGCGAUGCCAAUUGGUGGAAAGGAGAAAAUCAUAGGGGAGUAGGACUAUUUCCAUCAAAUUUUGUAUCACCUAAUUUAAACAUAGAAUCUGAGAUAGCAGCCGUGGACAGAACAAAUGUAAUUGAUGAUGCUGCAGAAGAAAUUAGAAAAUCAGAACCUGAACCAGUUCAUAUAGAUGAGGAUAAGAUGGAUAAAGCACUGCAGCUACUUCAGAGUAAAGAUCCUACAGAUUCAAAGCCAGAUUCCCAAGACUUGCUGGACUUAGAAGAUGUCUGUCAACAGAUGGGCCCUAUGAUAGAUGAAAAACUUGAAGAGAUUGAUAGGAAACAUUCAGAAUUAUCUGAAUUAAAUGUAAAAGUUCUAGAAGCUUUGGAACUAUACAAUAAGUUGGUGAAUGAAACACCUGUGUAUUCAGUCUACUCAAAGCUUCAUCCUCCAGCACAUUAUCCACCUACAUCAGCUGGGGUCCCAGUACAAUCAUAUCCUGGCCAACAUCAUGGUGGAAACUACAUGGUUCGGGGCAUUCAUCAAGUCACCAUUCCCCAAGGAUAUAAUCUGGGACCAGAUCACAUUGGCCCCCUGAGAUCUCUGCCUCCAAAUAUAAAUUCUUCAGUAACAACACAGCCUGCUCAUACUCCAUAUUUAAGCACUGGAGUAGAUACAGUUUCCAAUCCCACAUAUAUGAACCAGAACUCUACCCUUCCAUCAGCUACUCUUCCAGCUUCUUACACACAGCAGAUGGGAAUGUCUAUGGAUAUGUCAUCUUAUCAGAACACUGCAUCCAGUUUGCCUCAAGUAGCAGGCUUUCCUGUGACAGUUCCAGCUCACUCAGUUGCACAACAGCAAACAAAUUAUCAUCAGCAACCUCUUCUUUAAAAAAAACACAAAACAACAGAUCAGACAUAGUCUUCAAAACAUUCAUUAGUAUAUUGCUCAGCUCUUGUGAUUUGAGUCAUCUAAGAAUGAUAUAAAAAUAACAACCAUUUUUCUCAACUCAG
Messenger RNA from Gracilinanus agilis (Agile Gracile Mouse Opossum), 2327 nucleotides. It is a transcript of the gene STAM2, whose product is annotated as signal transducing adaptor molecule 2. NCBI's taxonomy places the organism in Eukaryota, Metazoa, Chordata, Mammalia, Didelphimorphia, Didelphidae. Gene Ontology annotation, cellular component: endocytic vesicle. The transcript has 15 exons. The record is from RefSeq and is a predicted model, not a curated record. The coding region runs from base 1 to 2205 and encodes 734 amino acids. Gene Ontology annotation, molecular function: ubiquitin binding; phosphatidylinositol binding. Gene Ontology annotation, biological process: signal transduction.